GCGAGCUUCCACGUACACACUCCAAGGCCUCUCCCCACUGCCCGGGCCGAGCACAUCCGGGUUGCUGGAGCAGGUGCCUCAGGCCCCGCCCCCUUUUGCCAGGCGCUAGCCCCACUUCCGGCCAUCUCAGGCCUUUUCCGCCAGGGCUGUGCCGGCUUUAUCUCUGCUCUGUAGGUCGUUCCCGGCCCCAGGCCCCGGUCUCUCGCGCCCUUCCCUCGCUCCUAGCGGCUCGUCGCUCAUCGUGAAUCUCUCCGUGGCCCGGAGCGACUCCCGUGCGUCUUCGCGGGCGGCCCGGACUGAGGCCUGCCGCUCGUGGUGAGUCCGCGCAGACGUGACCCCGAGUCUCCCCGCAGCUCGGUUGAGGCCGCCUCCGUCGCCUCGGGAUGCCGGGGCCGGGGUCCGCGCAGCGCUGGGCGGCCGCCGCGGGCCGUUGGAGCUGCAGGCUGCUCGCGCUGCUGCUGCUGGUGCCGGGGCCCGGCGGCGCCUCCGAGAUCACCUUCGAGCUGCCGGACAAUGCCAAGCAGUGUUUCUACGAGGACAUCACGCAGGGCACCAAGUGCACCCUCGAGUUCCAGGUGAUUACUGGUGGACACUAUGAUGUAGACUGUCGAUUAGAAGAUCCUGAUGGUAACGUGUUAUACAAAGAGAUGAAGAAACAGUAUGAUAGUUUUACCUUCACCGCCUCCAAAAACGGGACAUACAAGUUUUGUUUCAGCAAUGAAUUUUCCACGUUCACACACAAAACUGUGUAUUUUGAUUUUCAAGUUGGAGAAGACCCGCCUUUGUUUCCUAGUGAGAACCGAGUCAGUGCCCUUACCCAGAUGGAAUCUGCCUGUGUUUCAAUUCAUGAAGCUCUAAAGUCUGUCAUCGACUAUCAGACUCAUUUCCGCUUGAGAGAAGCCCAAGGCCGAAGCCGAGCAGAAGAUCUAAAUACGAGAGUGGCCUAUUGGUCAGUAGGAGAAGCCCUCAUUCUUCUGGUGGUUAGCAUAGGGCAGGUAUUUCUUCUGAAAAGCUUUUUCUCAGAUAAAAGAACCACCACAACUCGUGUUGGAUCGGGCUCCUCCUGUCUGGGAGGCGUGGAGGCAGCGGCUGCGCCCCUCAUCCCAGCACCCAGGUCUGUACGGAGCAAACACAACGGCGUCACCCGCACCUCAACCUCCAAGCCCGGGCGUCCGGGGACAUUACAAAGCAGCGCAGAGAACGUGCCCGUUCGCCUCGGGACUAGCAUCCCAGCGCCUCUGGGGAGAAAAGCUGGCGCGCCGGACUCGGACACCUCCUCUUCCCGGAGGCAAGGGGGAACGGUGGGCGUGGGCUCGCGAGGGGCGGAGCCUGCGCGCCCGGCCGGGCACCCUCCCUCCGCGGCGAGUGGGGCCGGUGGGCGUGGACACGCGAGGGGCGGGGCCUGCGCUCCUGGCCGCACACCCUCCUCCCUGCGGCGCGUGGGGAAGCCGCCGCCGGCGGGGUCGCCUAGAGGGAGAGGAAGACUAGGGAGUCGCGGGGCCCCGCGCGGGUCGCCCCCCCCCAUCCAGGCGAGUAGCGGGCGUCCGGGCGGGAGCGGCAUCUGGGCGCAGGGCGAGCUUGGGGCUGGCCGGCGCGGCGCCGUCCCUUCGGCUUGCCCUCACAUCCCGUAUACUCUCGUCUCCUUUGGUGAUGCCACCGUGCGUCUCGUCUCCUGGGGCAGCACUAUUCAGAACGCUGGUCUCGUAAUAGAAGAAGCAGCAGGCACUGAAGAUCUGUAUGCCUACUUGCCAAGAACGCAUAUUCGUCAUUUUGCCCUUUUCACUGUACUCCUGUUUAAUGUGGAGGAUCCUUUUGGAACCCUCUUUUGCUGGGUACGAGGUGGCCCUCCUCUCCUGACCUGGAUGUUGAUAAUGGGUGUCGGGAAGUCUAAAAUAGACCCCUGCCCUCUCUCUCUGCCCUGGGGUAAAAGUCCCAGUGUGGAUAUGAGUCAGAGACCUCAUGAGGCAGAUUCCAAGAAAUCCAACGACAUCUCCCUGCGUGACAUUGCCGAGCGUAGCCACGGUGCCCUGACGCCCUCUGGAGAGCGGGAGGGCACUGAGGCCACAGAAGAGGUGCCCGAAGAGGAUGAAGAGGAGGUGUUCCUCAAGUUUGUGAUACUGCACGCAGAAGAUGACACAGACGAGGCCCUCAGAGUCCAGAAUCUGCUACAAAAUGACUUCGGCAUCAAACCCGGAAUAAUCUUCGCCGAGAUGCCGUGCGGCAGACAGCACCUGCAGAACCUAGACGACGCUGUAAACGGGUCUGCCUGGACCAUCUUACUGUUGACCGAAAACUUUUUAAGAGACACCUGGUGUAAAUUCCAGUUCUACACGUCCCUCAUGAACUCCGUGAACAGGCAGCACAAGUACAACUCCGUCAUACCCCUGCGGCCCCUGAAUAAUCCCCUGCCCCGAGAAAGGACUCCCUUUGCUCUGCGAACCAUCAAUGCCCUAGAGGAAGAAAGCCGUGGCUUUCCUACACAAGUGGAAAGAAUUUUCCAGGAGUCUGUGUAUAAGAUACAACAAUCUAUAUGGAAAGAGACCAGAACUACCCUGCAGAGGCAAUCGAUCGCCUGAGAUGGAGCUCCCCACCCAUGGCUGGCUCUUGUUUUCUAGAGCAAAUGAUUCGCCUUCCCUUGAGAAAGCACAUCCCUGGCAAGAAUUUAAAUAAAAGAGAACCUGGCUCUUCCAGAAACCUAGGAGCACCAAGAAAGCCAAGUUUAUGCGGGACCCUGCGCAGACUUGAGGUCCUUUGCGAUGUUGUUUCGAUAAACCAGAGAUCGUCAGAGUUUUAAGAACAUUCCCGUCGCGGUUCUCCUAGUUCAUGAACAUCACAGAGGAUUAUCCUUAAUUCACAUUCCUUGCAGCAACCCUUGAACCCAAACUUACAGGGUAGACACUGUAAGAAUACGGUAACGCCUGCAUUUUGUUCUCCAAGGACACGCAGAAGAAGACGCCUCCGGGAGAUGUGAGCACCCUCACUCUUGAGGCACCUCUCAGAAAUGUUGCAGCCCAGCCUUACUGGUAUCACCACCCAGAAGGAUAGAGAGCCCCUUGAGAACAUUUAGAAUGUUGAGUCGUGAUAAAUAGGAAAUUAAAAGCAGAUAUGAGAACGGUGGGGCUUUUUAAAAGAAUCCAAUCGAAUGUAUUUUUUCUUUCUGCUGGAAUUUGUGUAUUUGGACACAGUGCCUACCAAAAUGCCAUUCGAUGGCAUCCUGGUUGGGGACUCCAGGGAGCCGUGUCUCCAUGUCCCCUAGAGUGUCUUCUGCCAGAUUUUCUCCUUAAUCUCUCUUAAGACAGCCUUUAAAAAUUCCUGUUGGGGAGCCUGGGUGGCUCAGUCGGUUGAACGUCCGACUUCGGCUCAGGUCAUGAUCUCAUGGUUUGUGGGUUGAGCCCCAUGUGCUGACAGCACAGAGCCUACUUCGGAUACGCUGUCUGUCUGUCUCUCUCCCUCUGCCCUUCCCCUGCUCGUGCUGUCUCUCUCUCAAAAAUAAAUAAACAUUAAAAAUAAUUAAAAAAGAAAUUCCUAUCACAGUGCUCUACCCAGGAAGUAUUUCUCAGCUGGGUGUUCAGAGUAGCCAUCUGAACAAGAGCCAUUGGGUACAGACUGGGGACAGGGUGGAGUGCGAAUCACGUCAUGUCGUAACGGGGAAGGCACCCCACCUGAUUCUAGUCCAGUCUCUGCCACUGAGGCCGAAUGUGACCUUACCCUCCUUUAUCUGUGAAAUGAAAGCGUUGAAUUGAUGGCUCUCUAAAGGCCUUUGUCCUCUCCCAGAAUGUGAACAACUAGGAACCAGAAAAGCGAACAAGCAAAAAAAACCCAAAAAAACAAAAAACCAACAACACAAUUUUGUAAUGCGAUGUGUAAUAAUUUGCAGGAGACUUUAGAUACACUUACAGUGAAAGGCUAUUCUGAUGUGUUGACAGCAUAAUUGAUUUUUUUUUAAUUUUUUUUUUUAACAUUUAUUUAUUUUUGAGACAGAGAGAGAGCAUGAACGGGGGAGGGUCAGAGAGAGAGAGGGAGACACAGAAUCUGAAACAGGCUCCAGGCUCUGAGCUGUCAGCACCGAGCCCGAUGCGGGCUUGAACUCACAGACCGAGAGAUCAUGACCUGAGCUGAAGUCGGAUGCUUAACCGACUGAGCCACCCAGGCGCCCCAUAGCAUAAUUGAUUUCUAAUGCUAUCUGUUAACACUUUUAUGGUCGCCAAAGAAUGACAAUCCACGCUUGCUCAGAUUCUUUUAAAAUACAUUUUUUAUGGGGACCGUUGAGUAAAGACAUUCUGCUUGAUUUUUCUUUCUCCUGAUCCUCACUUCCCUGUAUCUCUUAUGAGUACAAGGGGUCUGCCCACAUCUUUCUGUUUCCGCCUCUUCGUAGCCAUGACUGAAUGUUCCAUGAGGAGCUUUUCCCAUAAUCCUGCGAGGAAGUCAAACCUGCUUUGCUAGUACUUAUUGAAGAAGAGAUUGUCUUCAUUGCACGGUGUUGUUUUCUUUACUUGAGGCCCCUUACUUUCAUAAUAGCUUGCUUACUCACUUUUUCAGUUUAAUAAUAAAUAAAUAAAUAAAUAUAUAUAUAUAUAUAUAUACAUGUAUAUAUAAAAUCCAUAUAUAUAUGGAUUUUUAACCAUGCAGCCUCGUGUAUCACCAAUUUCAUCCUCUAAAAAAACAUUAACCACUCACCCUUCAUGCUUAUUACCAAAGUUGGAGCUCCUGAUGCUGGAUGGUGUUUUUUAAAUAAAUGCUUUUAUUUUUUACCCAUGACUACACUUGAUUAUUUCCAACUCCAGGGAGGAUUGUGGAAAAGUGUUUUGAAAAGAGCCAUCAAUCUGUGCUCCUCCUCAGAGCACCAGCUACCAUGUCUCAUUCAGUUUGGAGUUACAUAUAUUUUUUAUGAUGAAGGAGAAUGUUAAGUACUGAAUA
Panthera uncia (snow leopard) is the source of this 4917-nucleotide messenger RNA. RefSeq lists its product as uncharacterized. Bases 384 to 2576 code for a protein of 730 amino acids. The transcript is spliced from 9 exons. Gene Ontology annotation, biological process: positive regulation of natural killer cell activation; lipopolysaccharide-mediated signaling pathway; positive regulation of canonical NF-kappaB signal transduction. The record is from RefSeq and is a predicted model, not a curated record. Lineage: Eukaryota; Metazoa; Chordata; Mammalia; Carnivora; Felidae. Gene Ontology annotation, molecular function: protein kinase binding.